AUGAAUAUUUUCCAGCCUCUUCGUUUUUUUCUUCCUUUUUCUUUCCAUAUUUCCUGUUUGACUUUCUCCUUUACUGUUAUUUUCUUCUUUUUUAUUUCUUUCUCUUCAUUGUUUUUCUUUUCUUUUCCUAUUUUUGUGUCCCUCCCUCCUUCUUAUAUUUCAUUCUUUCUUUUUUCCUUUUUCCUCCUUACCUUUCCUCCUCCAUCUUAUUUUUAUAAAUCUUUUUUCUUCUUUUUCUCUUUUUUAACUUUCCUCUUAACUUUUCUUUUUUUUUUUAUUCCUGUUUUUCUUCCCGCCAUUUUUUUUUCUUUCUUUUAUUUCCAUUUUUCUUUUUCGUUUUCUCUUUCUUUUUCUAUUUUCGUCUUCUUUUUUUUUCCUUCUUUUUUCAUUAUUUUGCUAUUAUUCCCUUCUUUUUCACUCUUUCCUUUUUUUCUUUUCUUUUUCCUGUUAUCCUUUUUCUUCUUCUUUUUCUUUUUUCUGUUUUUCUUUCUUAUUUCCAUUUUCGCAUUCAAUUUGCCUUUCUCCCUUUUUCUUCUAUAUUUCUCUCUCUUUUAUUUUUUCUUCUUUCGAGUCUCUCUUUCUUCAUAUAGUUUUUGUCGUCUUUUUCCUUUUUACGUCUAUUCUUCCUCCUGCCUCUUUUUUUUUAAAUUCUUUCUUCUUUUCUAUCUUUCUCUAUUUUUUCUUUUACUUGACCUCUAUAAUUUCCUUUCUUUUUUUAUCUCUUUUUCUUCAUCUUCGUCUUUUAUUAAUUUCUUGUUCGUUUCUAUUCUUUCUAACUUUUCUAUUUUUCUCUUUUCUUUUUCACCCAUUUUUUUUUACAUUUUUCUCUCCUCGAUUUAUUUUGUAUUUCUUUUCUUUCUGUUAUUUUUUUUCGUCAUACUUCCUUUUCUUCUUUUCUGUUUAAUUUCUAUGUCAGUCUUCAUUAUCUAUCUAUCUAUCUAUCUAUCUAUCUAUCUAUCUAUCUAUCGUUAA
This is a messenger RNA of Acanthosepion pharaonis, 972 nucleotides long. The record is from the annotation of a GenBank genome assembly. NCBI's taxonomy places the organism in Eukaryota, Metazoa, Mollusca, Cephalopoda, Sepiida, Sepiidae.